CUCAGGUCCCAUCUAACGUUAUCUCCACCCCCCACCCCCACCCUCCCUUUCAUUUCCAUUCUCUUUCUUCCUGCCCCGCUCCACUCCUCUCAUCUCCGCACCCGGCUCGGAGAAAUGUCCGCCAGACCCGGAUUCUACCGGCAGGAGCUGAACAAGACUGUGUGGGAGGUUCCGGAGCGGUACCAGAACCUGACGCCGGUGGGCUCAGGAGCCUACGGAUCCGUGUGCUCGGCGUACGAUGUCGUCUUGCGGCAGAAGGUCGCGGUGAAGAAGCUGUCCAGGCCUUUUCAGUCCCUGAUCCACAGCCGCCGCUCGUACCGGGAACUCAGGCUGCUCAAGCACAUGAAACACGAGAAUGUAAUAGGACUGCUGGACGUCUUCACACCUGCUGCAGCAUUAGAGGACUUCAAAGAACUGUACCUGGUGACCAACCUGAUGGGCGCAGACCUCAACAACAUUGUUAAGUUUCAGAGGUUGUCGGACGAGCACGUGCAGUUCUUAAUUUACCAGCUUCUACGCGGCCUCAAGUACAUCCAUUCAGCAGGAUUGAUUCACAGAGACCUCAAACCAAGUAAUGUGGCAGUAAAUGAGGACUGCGAGUUGAGGAUCCUUGACUUUGGAUUGGCCAGACAGACGGAUGACGAGAUGACCGGGUAUGUGGCGACUCGCUGGUAUCGAGCGCCGGAGAUCAUGCUGAAUUGGAUGCACUACAAUCAGAAUGUUGAUAUUUGGUCUGUGGGAUGCAUUAUGGGAGAGCUCCUGAAAGGAAAAGUCCUUUUUCCUGGCACUGACUAUAUUGACCAGCUGAAGAGAAUCAUGGAGGUGGUUGGCACUCCGACACCCGACCUGUUGAAGAAGAUCUGCUCUGAACAUGCGCAGAAGUACAUCCAGUCUCUGCCCUUCAUGCCCCAGCAGGACCUGGAGAAGAUCUUCAGAGGAGCAAACCCACUGGCUGUCCAUCUACUGAAGCGCAUGCUGGUUCUCGACUGUGAUGGGAGGAUCUCUGCCAACGAGGCUCUGUCCCACCCUUACUUCUCACAGUACCACGAUCCAGACGACGAGCCAGAGGCCCCGCCUUACGACCAAACGCUGGAGAGUAAAGACCGAACUCUAGAAGAAUGGAAAGAGUUGGUAUUUGAAGAGGUGAACUGCGUCAAAACAUCCGGCAGCAAGACCGAUCGCCUUCAGGCGGAGCAGUGAGCCUCUUUCAGCUGCGACCUCAACUCCUCCCCUACAAAAAGGACCAAGCACUCAAUGAUCGAGAGAAGGAAGAGAACUCUGCAUUUCCCUCUGCACGUCGCGACCUCCAGGGAGCGUUUUAGAAUCCAACAGAAGGAACUUUCCAGUGCAGAAGUUGCUUCCUCUUAGGUUUCCGCUCAGCACGAUUCAAACGAGGAACCAUUGAACGUCAGGGAUUGCAGAGGUUAUGAGGAUUCAUGCGUGGAGGCAACUUCAGGAAACUGAGCUGUGUUUACAGACCGGUAGAAAGGAAUCAAAGAGAAAUAAAAACAACGCACACUAGGAUUUCCAAAGCAAUGACAACUGGUCCCUGGUAAUGACAAAUGACGUCAUGUCACAGGAGCAGCUUAGCAUUUAACCAUCAUACUACUGCAUGAUUUUUGUCUGUUUUAUUAUCAGGAAAUAUUACCGGUAUUAUAUUACAUUACUAUUAAGACUGCUUGUUGCAAAUGCCACACUGCUUCAAAAGCAGCCUGUGGGUCAGAGAGACAGUACCAGGAAAUGUGACCAAAUUUCAAUCAAUUUCUUCAUAUUUAAAGCACAGUAAAGAAAGAAAAGAAAAAAGAUAUAGCAAUGAAAAACAACAGUUCUUCCUCAGUCAUCCUCUACUAGAGUAGUAAACACCAACUGUGCUAUUAAUUACCACGGUAGUUAAUACAUGCUGGAGCAGCAUGACUGUGAUGCAAGUCUGUGUUUACAGUGCGACCUCGUUGUCAUAUACAGUUUCAGCUCAUGACUGAUAUGUGGUCACCUGUUGGCUUUGGCAGCGCCCCAUCAGGUUUCUGUAGUUCUCGGUCGUGUCUUAUAGAGCCCCGGUUUUUGUUUAUGAUGGUAUAGGUUUAUUGGCAUUAUGUCAGCUGUUGUAAAGCAUGCUGGAUAAUAAUACAUUACCCAGGUCCAAGGAAUGACUGGUCUAACACUCCCAUGAAGUCUCCGUGUUUCCUCAUCUUUGUUUUCAUGAUGUUUGAGUAUCAAUAAUCCAAACGGUGCAGAGUAAGCACAUUCAUUAUGGACGUAUAUAGUGUAAAAGCACUGAGGAUGUUAUUUACCUCACUUGUGGGUAUUUCAGUAACAGUGGACUUUGUAGCUUCUUCUUCGCGGGUAACAUUUGUAGAAGCAGCAUGGGCUCAAUGCAUAACCAGAUUAUCACAACGAAUGGCUCGCUUCCCCACUGGCUUUGUGUCACUGCUCUUGCAGCAGACUGGAGUUUAGUUCAACACACGUUUUGCUGAGGUAGGAAUAAUCUACUUGUGUUAGCCGACAGUUUGCAGAGCCAACCGGUUCUUUGACUCAAUGCUGAAUGUCAGUGAAAAGGUCAAGAGGCCAAAGCUGAUGUUAUGAAAACUAGAACUGAAUGAAAACAAAUGAAGAAAUGCAUCUGUGAAGCAGAUAUAGGUUUUAUGGAAUCUGAUCAUCUGCGGAGAAGCAGCCCUUUAGGUUAAAGAGCUGCAAGCCUGCUUUGAUUGUACUCUAUGAAAGCUGAAAUACUUCUUUGAAUCCUUUAUUGCGUAAAAGCAACACAUGGUUUACGAUCAAGCCCAGAUGAGGUUUUAUUUCACUGCAGAUAUGAGAUUAACAAUGGAAUGAGAAGAAAACCUAGCUAACCAGUCUAGCUAGCCUUAUUAGUCAAGAUCAAUGUGUAUUAUAAGUUGUAUGUGUUCCUUUGUUUAACUGUGGCUCUAUGGCUCGUCACACUCAAAUUGCACCAAACCAGUGAGAUUAUUUCUGCCUAAAAGAAAAAUUAGUACAAACAAAACAUUUUUGAAGAACAAAAAACCCCACUCUUUUUUCCUGUAAUGUUUCUUACUGGAGUGCUACAUGUAGCCUUUUGUGCAACUCGUUGAUUAAACUGGAUGCAAAAUGUUGAAAUUUCAGUCAAAGUGAAUAAAAGCUGCCUGUCAUGUCAGAGUGUUAGAGCUCUGAAUGUUAAAGUGUUGUAUGCUUAUGUGGAUGUUAUAUAUGGAGUUGAUUUGAAUAGCAAACUGCAAAUGGAAUGUAUACAUACAGCCUGUGUGAGUUACGAGUUAUGUGUGUCUUUUGUAUACACGGUGGCAUGUGAUUCACCGGUAGCCAUGAGUUUCAAAUCACUACGCUUCAUUUCAACAGUCAGUUUUCAACCGAUGCAGAUGGUUGAUCUUAUUCAUCAUCAACGGUUAACAUGCAAGGUUUGGUGACACUGCUGUCCCCAAAUCUUGUUUCAAUUAAGAUCAAUAUGUACUAAUCAAUAAUCAACAAGUGUGAAUUGGUUGUUUCCAUUCCUUUUUAUAGCAACAGUUAUCAAGAGGUCCUUUUCUGUUGCUCAAAGCAAGUUUCAUAAACAGCUAUUCCAGUCUGGUGAGGAUGUACAUGGCUGCCUUUCACAGCACAACCAUCAAACAUCUUUGAAAUAAAGUGGACCGCCUACUCAAAAUCUUUGUGUUGUUGUUGUU
This is a messenger RNA of Pungitius pungitius (ninespine stickleback), 3668 nucleotides long. It is a transcript of the gene mapk11, whose product is annotated as mitogen-activated protein kinase 11. NCBI's taxonomy places the organism in Eukaryota, Metazoa, Chordata, Actinopteri, Perciformes, Gasterosteidae. The transcript is spliced from 12 exons. Gene Ontology annotation, cellular component: cytoplasm; nucleus. The record is from RefSeq and is a predicted model, not a curated record. Gene Ontology annotation, molecular function: ATP binding; MAP kinase activity. Gene Ontology annotation, biological process: protein phosphorylation; intracellular signal transduction. The coding region runs from base 115 to 1200 and encodes 361 amino acids.